GCGGAUGAUGUCACGUGAGGCGCGGCGCUGCAGCUGCGCGGAGCGGCAGCCGCUCAUUGGCUGUUGUUAACCUCUGACCCUGGCAGCGAUGGCCGCGCUCUGCCGGGUUCUCAGGACGUGUCGGGUUGUCGGGAGGCCCCCGGGGCGGGGACACCGGACGACGCCGGCGGACGACGAGCGGUUGGGCCGGACGGCGGUUCGCGCCCUGGAGCGCGGCCCCGACUCCCUCCUGGUGGACGGAUUCAGCGGCAGCGGCUUCACCGUCGGCGGCAUCAGGGUGCUGGGGCCCUGCGCGCUGCUGCCGCCCGCCUGCUGCACUGGGACGUUGGGAGUUACAGAGACAUCACUGAGACAGUCUGGCAUUGUUUUACUUACUGGAACCCAAAAUAGACAUCCUGGUGCUGGGGCCUGGGUGACCGGGUGCAGAGGGUUGGACCCCAAGCUGCUGAGGUUCAUGAGGAGCAAGGGGGUCGCUCUAGAGGUAACUGGACACGGUGAGUCCAACACACACUGACUCUUGCUGGGGGACGGGUCCACACACACACUGACGCUCGCUGGGGGACAGGUCCCACACACCCACACCCACACACUGACCCUCACUGAGACCAUUAACCCUUCUAAUUCUGCUGCUUGGUAAGACUGUGGCUCAUCAUUUUUGUCAACACCACUUUCCUGUAGAACUUGUGAAGAUUCAGCUCUCUCAGGCUGUGGAGACUCCUCUGAUCUGUCCUGUACCACCCAUCCUCUAUUGGGUAAUAGUCCUGGAUCUAGUAAACCUUCUUCCUGCCUCAACCCCUUUAAGAAUAUUUUCCAUUUCAAAUUGGUUGCUCUCUGAUUUAUUUAAACUCUGUACAGGCUGAACCUGCGUCACCUCUUGUAGGAUAAACCCUCCAUCUAGUUACCAGGCAUCAGCCUGCUGAACUGCUGCUGUGUUCCCACCACUCUGUGCCCCAGGCUGUAGAUAACUGGAGGAACUCAGAGGGUCAGGCAGCAUCUGUGGAGGGAGAUGGACACUUGACAUUUCAGGUUGAGACCCUUCCCUCCACUGAUGCUGCCUGACCCCUCUGUUCUCCAGAUUUCCAACAUCUGCAGACUCUUGUGUCUUCAUGAAGCAAGAGUCAACCUUGUUAGUUGUUGAGUCCCCCAGUGGGCAGCUGAUUUCCUCUGAGGUUUUCAGUCGAUCGUAUCAACUUUAUUGUUACUUUGGUUUGAGGUUCUGGAUUAUUGAAUAGUUGGGGUUAAAUUUUCAUCUUGGACUCUCUGCUAGCUCAGUAAUUAACUACUUCCUGCCAUGUGUGUGUGGGGGGAUGAUAUUUUAAUGCUACCUCACUGUUCUUCUUUCCCAAGCCCAACGCCUGCGCCACCUUUAACUUCCUGACGAGUGAACGACCACGGUGUGGCAGCCGCACUGAUCCCACACAGAACAUCCCCACUGACAUGUAGCAGGAGCCACGGCAACUACCAAAGACCCAUGUGGGUUGUACAGAAUAAACUUUGUGUCAAGAAUA
Molecule: messenger RNA, 1508 nt
Organism: Pristis pectinata (smalltooth sawfish)
Lineage: Eukaryota; Metazoa; Chordata; Chondrichthyes; Rhinopristiformes; Pristidae
Gene: ndufaf3
Product: NADH:ubiquinone oxidoreductase complex assembly factor
Exons: 4
Coding region: 89-514 (141 amino acids)
Source: RefSeq, a predicted model, not a curated record